UAAUUUAUUAUCUAAAAUAAAAAUGUUUUAUUUUCCUAGAAAUCCAUCACGUAGGCGCCUGUGGGAAACUGCCUUUCGUAGAGAAAACUGGACUGCGAGUAAUUCAUCUACUCUCUGCAGUAAUCAUUUUAUUAUGGGUAAACCAUCUAAUGAUCCUAAUCAUCCAGAUUAUGUGCCUUCAAUUUUUAAGCACAAAGUUCAGGACAGACAAACAGAAAAAGAAAAAGUUGCUCGUUUUCAGAAGUUAGCAGAACGUAAUAAAAUAAUUCAUCAAUCAUCUGUUACAGGAAAUGAAGGAAUAUCAAGUAUUGAAGCAUUUGCAGUGGAUCAUUGUUGCCAGUUUAAAGAUGUAAUCACAAUGACAGAUCUUACAAAAGAUGAUAUUGACAAGUUGGAAUCAUCGAAUAAAGCUUUUGCGGCACAUCUUGAAAUGCUACGGAAAAAUGAAAAGUCUUUUUCAUCUGUAAUUUUGAAUUCACAAAAAAUGUGUAAUUUUUAUACAAAAUUUCCAAGCACUCAGUUUUUUCUUAGGCUUUUAACAUACAUCAUGUCUGGCUGGAUACCUAAAACAAGAACAGUUUUAGAACAUCAUGAGCAGCUUUUACUCAUGAUUAUGAAAUUACGGUUGGGUUUGCUAAAUGAAGAUUUAGCAUAUAGAUUCAAUAUAGGCACUUCAACUGCUAGCCGUAUAUUUCAAGAAUGGAUUACGAGAAUGGCAGUUGUCUUACUUCCUUUCAUUCACUGGCCAUCAAUGAAAACUGUGAAAAAAAAUAUGCCAAAAUGCUUUAUUGAAGGAAAUCUUGGACAAGUGUCUUGUAUUUUGGAUUGCACCGAGAUAUUUAUUGAUAAAGCUUUUAAUUUGGACGUAAGAUCCCAAACAUUUUCAAACUAUAAACACCACAAUACUGUAAAAUUUAUGAUUGCAUGUUCUCCAACAGGCUGCGUAACUUUCAUUUCCAAAUUAUAUGGAGGAAGAAUUUCUGACAAAGAAAUAACAAAAUUAAGUGGUUUUUUAGAUAAGGUAGAAAAUGGUACUGUUAUUUUAACUGAUAGAGGUUUCCAGAUCGAUGAACUUGUUGCUUCAAAAGGGGCAACAGUAAUUAUGCCUUCCUCAACAAAAGGCAAGCAACAGUUAGGAGCAGCAGAAGUGAACUCCAGAAAAAUAUCCAGAGUACGAGUACAUAUCGAAAGAUGUAUUGGACGAUUAAAAACAUACAGAAUUUUAAAAUGUACUUGGCCUAUUUCACUUUUAAAAAAUUCAACAGCUGACAAAGUGCUUACUGUAAUAAGUGCAUUGUGCAAUAUAUCUAGGCCUGAAUUAAUAAAAAUUUAGUCUGCUUA
This is a messenger RNA of Stegodyphus dumicola, 1341 nucleotides long. RefSeq lists its product as uncharacterized. Lineage: Eukaryota; Metazoa; Arthropoda; Arachnida; Araneae; Eresidae. The record is from RefSeq and is a predicted model, not a curated record.